Drosophila subpulchrella is the source of this 1247-nucleotide messenger RNA. It is a transcript of the gene scf, whose product is annotated as calumenin-B. Lineage: Eukaryota; Metazoa; Arthropoda; Insecta; Diptera; Drosophilidae. The record is from RefSeq and is a predicted model, not a curated record. Gene Ontology annotation, molecular function: calcium ion binding. Gene Ontology annotation, cellular component: endoplasmic reticulum. The transcript has 2 exons. The coding region runs from base 71 to 1072 and encodes 333 amino acids.
GAAUCUGAAUCCCAAUCUCCCACGAACUAUUCUCAGUAAGCCUUUCGAACCGAACGGACGCCAGCGGAAAAUGGCAAGAACCGGAACUCAGAUGCUGCUACUUGUUGUUGCGCUGACGGCGACGGCGGUGGCGAUAAGUGGAGCGAGUGCCUCCAGCAUUCCGGAAGAGGUGCCGCCCUACAAUCCCCUCGAGCACGACUCCCUGCACGCCAAGCACUUCGAUGGGGGCGAGCACAACGCCCAGUUCGACCACGAGGCCUUCCUGGGUCCCGACGAGUCCAAGAAGUUCGACACCCUGACGCCGGAGGAGAGCAGGCGGAGAUUGGGCCUGAUUGUCGAUCGCAUCGAUGAGGACAAGGACGGGCUCGUCACGCUGCCGGAGCUGAAGAACUGGAUCGCCUACACCCAGAGGCGCUACAUCGAGGAGGAUGUGGGUCGCCUGUGGAGGCAACACAAUCCGGAGAACAACAACACCAUCAGCUGGGAUUCCUACAGGAAGACGGUGUAUGGUUUCAUGGACGAUUUGAGCAGCGAGGAGAGGGAGCAGGAAGAAAAUGGAAUCAGCUACAAGAGCCUGCUGAAGCGCGAUCGCAACCGCUGGGCGGCGGCCGACAAGGAUCUGGACGACAAUCUCACCAGGGAGGAGUUCACUGCCUUCCUGCAUCCCGAGGAGCACCCCAGCAUGAAGGCCGUGGUGCUGCAGGAGACCUUCUCCGACUUGGACAAGGACAACGAUGGCAAGAUCUCGGUGGACGAGUACAUUGGUGACAUGUACCGCUCGGCGGGCGAGGAGGACGUGGAGCCCGAGUGGGUGGCCAACGAGAGGGAGUCGUUCUCCGAGCACCGCGACCUGGACAAAGAUGGCUACUUGAACGAGGAGGAGGUUAGGCAGUGGAUUGCGCCCAACGACUUUGAUCAUUCGGAGGCGGAGGCCAAGCACCUGCUGUUCGAGGCCGAUGCGGAUCACGACGAGAAGUUGACCAAGGAGGAAGUAUUGGACAAAUACGACGUUUUCGUGGGCUCCCAGGCCACCGAUUUCGGCGAGGCUUUGGCCCGCCACGACGAGUUCUAGAGAGUUCUAGGGCCACUGACCAAAUAACCAGCAUCCCUGAGAUUAAGAUUGAUCCUAUGAAUCUCCCACUUCGCAUGCCAAAUAACUUGUAAAACUUGCCUAGUUCUUAAGACCAUUGAAAGUGCAUUAUAAACCGACUCGAAUGAAGGGGCCCAUUUGGCACCACCACAGCUAA